Messenger RNA from Symbiodinium sp. CCMP2592, 1029 nucleotides. Lineage: Eukaryota; Dinophyceae; Suessiales; Symbiodiniaceae. The record is from the annotation of a GenBank genome assembly.
AUGGAUCCGUUCCCCUUCGCUUCGGAGUUCUUGAUCUUCUACCAGAGCUUUGCUCCGACCUCCUUGCUGCCUAACUGCUGGCAGAGCAGCGGCUUCGCGGAAUACUUCCGGGUGGGCUGCAGUUCAGCUAAUGGAUAUGGUGUGCAGUCAAACUGCUUCGACCAGGCGGAGAGCAAGCCAACGAGCUCAAACGCUCUUCUGCCUUCAAACAUCGACUUGAGCACCGUCGGGUGUGCCACUGCGGCCUCCGACGGCAAUCUCGCCCUGCGCUGCCGGAGUCGAGCGUACGACACCAUGCGGCUGGCAAGGCAUGAGCCUAUUGAGACGGAGGCGCCGUCCUGGGAAUGCCCGACGUUGCCCGUGAGGGGCAACAGAAACAAGUACUCCCUCCAGCCGGAACGGAGCUGUGCAGACGGUCUUGGCACCUGGGGUGCCCGCAUCCAGUCGCAUCUGAAGUGCGUGGUGGUGCAAGCUGCAGAGCUGCUACAUCUAAGGCCUGGCGAGUCAGUUCUUGACUGGGGCAGUGGGUGCGGAUGGGCGCUUACGUGGCUGUCGACGAUGUACGGCAUCAAUGGCUAUGGCAUUGAGGCCACCUCGCAGAACUUUGCUUGGGCGAGUCGCUUCUCUCGAGGUAACUACUGCCUCUACGGUGGCACGGACCUAGGCUGGAUUCCGGACGAGUCUUUUGACGCGGUGACGUCCUACUGGGUCCUUUACCACUACAACGUCUCAGUGCAAUGCAAAGUCAUCCAACAGCUGGUCCGAAAGUUGCGGCCCGGUGGCCGCGCAUGGUUCGGAGGCAACGCGCCGAGCCCCCACCUGUCCAUCUCAUCCAUCCCGCUGAAGCGGCGAAACUGGAGAACUUGCUUGGCUCCUGCCGCGAAGGCGGGGAAGCUCCCGGUGUCCUUGGACUUCAUUGAGGACGCUGCUCUCUUUACCCAGACCCUGAAUCACAUCGGUCGCAAGGAAGGGGACUACCUUUUCUUUGGCCCGACGUACUCAGUGCUGGUUCACCGGCUCGUCACAUGA